AUGGCGGCGUCGUGGGUGGCCGGGCGACGGAGGACAGGCCGGCGGACGGCUGGGCAACGCUGGGCCGCGGCAGAGCAGCAUAUUUCCCAGUGCUUUAACCGCGUCACCAGCCAUGGCAGGCGGCAACAGCAAUGGCGAAGCGAGGCAGCAGCGAAGGCGGUCGCGGGCGGCAACGGCGGCACGGCUCGCCAGUUGAUACUGGUGAAUCUGAGGACUUAUGAGGACAUAUAUGAUAGGGCUCAGGCUCUUGAGCGGGAUCAGCCAGCGCCUGCAGCACCGGGGUCUUCAGGGGCUGAACACGAGCCGGAGCCGGAAGAGUCUCUAGCGGGAGACAAUCCAAUGGACGUGGAUCUUGAAGCGAUCCCUGAGGAAGAACUAGAAGAGGAAGAACCCGAGGCUGAGCCUGAGAACGAGCCUGGUGAGCCAGAAGAAGAACCGGUGUUCAUUCCCCCAUAUGAGCAGUGGAUUGACCCCGAUUUUGUGCCGGAGUACGAGUCCGAUGAGGAGACUGUGGAGGAGGAGCAGAUAGAAGUACCAGCAGAAUCGGGUGAUAUUAAUAACCCGAUCGAGAUCGAAGUCGAACCGGAGUCCUCGGAGGAGCCGACAGUCCAGGGGGACUCAGAGUCAGAGGACGAAGAAUCAGACUCAGAGUGA
Messenger RNA from Syzygium oleosum, 654 nucleotides. RefSeq lists its product as uncharacterized. Lineage: Eukaryota; Viridiplantae; Streptophyta; Magnoliopsida; Myrtales; Myrtaceae. The coding region runs from base 1 to 654 and encodes 217 amino acids. The transcript has 3 exons. The record is from RefSeq and is a predicted model, not a curated record.